Phoenix dactylifera (date palm) is the source of this 2104-nucleotide messenger RNA. RefSeq names its product alpha-dioxygenase PIOX-like. Lineage: Eukaryota; Viridiplantae; Streptophyta; Magnoliopsida; Arecales; Arecaceae. Gene Ontology annotation, molecular function: oxidoreductase activity, acting on single donors with incorporation of molecular oxygen, incorporation of two atoms of oxygen; peroxidase activity; heme binding. Gene Ontology annotation, biological process: response to oxidative stress. The record is from RefSeq and is a predicted model, not a curated record.
CAACAUCUCUGAAACCUUUGCUACCACCAAAACCUAACCAUGUGCCUGUGCCUGUUCCGUCCCUUCGUCCACCCAGACUUCCAUGGGGUCCUCUCAAGGAUGUCCCUCGGCGAUAAGCUUAGCUUUCUAUUUGUGCACACCUUGGAUAGGCUGAAUCUAUGGCACAAGCUGCCUGUUCUUUUGGGUUUGGUCUACUUGGAGAGGCGUCGAGCUCUCCACGAUAAAUACAACCUGCUCAACGUUGGCAAGAUCGACGGGAUUCCAUUCAACCCUGACGACUAUCCUUACCGAACCAUGAAUGGAGAAUAUAAUGAUCCAGAGAACAAUAAAGCUGGCAGUCAGCUUACGUUCUUUGGGAGGAACAUGCCUCCUAUGGAACAGAAGCUAACGAGCCCUGACCCGGUGGUGGUGGCCACAAAACUUUUGGCUCGGAGGACUUACAAGGAUACGGGCAAGCAGUUCAACUUGAUUGCAGCUGCCUGGAUUCAGUUCAUGGUGCAUGACUGGAUCGACCACCUUGAGGACACUCAGCAGGUAGAACUUACAGCUCCACCGGAAGUGGCUAAUGAAUGCCCACUCAAGUCAUUUAAGUUCUAUCAAACUAAAGAGAUUGGGAUUGAUACAAAAGGGAUCAAGACUGGCCAUAAAAAUAUCCGGACCCACUGGUGGGAUGGAAGUGCUAUUUAUGGGAGUGAAGAAAAGAAGGCAGACAAAGUGAGGACAUUUGUCGAUGGGAAAUUGAAGAUUGGAGCUAACAACCUUCUUGAUCAUGAUGAUGAAGGAAUAGCUAUAUCUGGUGACAUCCGUAAUAGCUGGGCUGGAGUGUCAACUUUGCAAGCCCUUUUCAUUAAAGAGCACAAUGCUGUCUGUGAUGCACUUAAGGCAGAAUAUCCCCAUCUAAAUGAUCAAGAGUUGUACCGCUAUGCUAAACUGGUGACAUCUGCAGUAAUUGCAAAGAUUCACACAAUUGAUUGGACCGUAGAGCUUCUCAAGACCCACACAAUGAACGCGGCGAUGCACGCAAAUUGGUAUGGAUUGUUAGGAAAAACUAUUAAGGACAUCUUUGGGCACAUAGGGGGGCCUGCUCUUUCCGGGCUUGUGGGAUUGCAGAAGCCAAACAAUCAUGGAGUUCCAUAUUCCUUGACCGAGGAGUUCACGAGUGUUUAUAGAAUGCACUCGCUUCUUCCAGACAGCCUUACACUUAGGAACAUCAACACCAAUCCCGGGCCAAACAAAUCUCCCGAAUACCUUGAAGACAUCCAAAUGGAGGAUCUAGUAGGCAUAAGAGGAGAAUCAACUUUAACCAAGAUUGGAUUUGAAAGGCAGUUAGUAUCAAUGGGCCACCAAGCGUGUGGUGCUCUCGAGCUAUGGAACUACCCUUGGUUCUUUAGAAACCUUAUUCCACAAAAUGUUGAUGGAAGCGAACGGCCAGAUCACGUCGACAUGCCUGCCCUUGAAGUUUAUCGAGACCGGGAGAGAAGUACGCCAAGGUACAACCAAUUCAGAAGGGGCUUGCUAAUGAUUCCCAUAUCCAAAUGGGAGGAUUUAACUGAUGACCAUGAAGCAGUUGAGACUCUAAGAGAAGUAUAUGGUGAUGAUGUUGAGAAGUUGGAUCUUCUAGUAGGUCUCAUGGCAGAGAAAAAGAUCAAGGGAUUUGCCAUUAGUGAAACUGCUUUCUUUAUCUUCAUUAUAAUGGCAUCAAGGAGGUUGGAAGCUGACCGUUUCUUCACAAGCUAUUUCAACGAAGAGACAUACACAAAGAAGGGCUUCAAGUGGGUAAACAGUACGGAGAGUUUAAGAGACGUCAUCCAACGCCACUAUCCAGAUCUUGCUAAGAAAUGGAUGAAUUCUACUAGCGCGUUUUCUGUGUGGGAAGCUCCUCCAAACUCCUUCAAUCCCAUCCCUCUCCUUCUCCGGUUUCCAGCCUAAGAACAACGAUGUCAAUGAACUAGUUGUUCUGUGAGUGCACUCUGCUAUGGAAGUAUGAAUUUAUUAUUUCUGGUUGUUUGAGAAUGAAUGAGAUGGGAGAUAUCCUCAUGUAUGGGUUUGCAAAAUUCUUCAUCAAACCAUCUAAUAAAUUAUAUCAAUGUUUCACCGCUGAUCA